Messenger RNA from Westerdykella ornata, 2449 nucleotides. Its product is annotated as MFS general substrate transporter. The transcript has 6 exons. Gene Ontology annotation, cellular component: membrane. Lineage: Eukaryota; Fungi; Ascomycota; Dothideomycetes; Pleosporales; Sporormiaceae. Bases 402 to 2147 code for a protein of 581 amino acids. The record is from RefSeq and is a predicted model, not a curated record. Gene Ontology annotation, molecular function: transmembrane transporter activity. Gene Ontology annotation, biological process: transmembrane transport.
CAACCAGUUCCCUCUUUUUCUGGCGAGUCUCCGUUGCGAUUGGCCUUGGAUUACAAAUGCAGCAAUAUCUCCCAAUCAGAGAGAUGGAUAGCCCUUGGAACCUAUACACAGUACAACGUGGGAGUUUUGCGACAUCCUUAGCGCAGAUGUCCCUCCAAAACUACCUAGGUUACGGCACGAGAUUUAGGGCCGGCAAGAUCGGCAGAAUGGCUACACACCGAUAUGAAUGCGGAACAGCGCCGUCCUCAGAGAUGUGUGGAAGGAAGGCUGUUCCUCUUUUUCCGUUCUCUUUCUGCUCUGCUGCCUUCUCUUUUUUCCUCUCUACUCCUUUUCCCAUCUCGCCUCGCCGCGCUAAAUAAGCGCAUAGCCAAGAACCCGAGGAUACUCGCGCGUUAGCAUCUAUGCGCGAACAAGAAGAGAAGGAUGUGGGUGUGGCGCCAUCAUCCACAGGGAAAUCCGCGCUGGAGAGCGAGGACAUCGAGCGCCAAUCCCUCUGCUCAGUGUCAACCGCCUCGCCCUCGUCGUUGGACGACGCAGUAGAGUCCAUCAACCAAACACUCAGUCGCAAUGCUGGCCUCGUCGAAGAAGAGGCGGAUAAAGCGCUGUCCCACACCGCUACUAAUAUGACUUCCGACCCGCGAUUCGAGGUUGACUUUGAUGAAGGAGGGGAGAAUCCCAAGGACUGGAGUAUGGUUAGGAAGGGAUUGGUCAUGGCCUUCAUGUCCUAUUCCACAUUGAUCGUGGUGAUGUACUCUACUAGCUACACGAGCGGUAUCCCCGGGAUGGAGGUGACCUUCCAAACAUCAAAAACUCCCCUCGUCUUAGGCAUCACCACCUACCUAAUCGGCAUGGCCCUUGGUUCGGUGAUAUUAGCACCACUUUCUGAAAUGUAUGGCAGAAGGCCCGUUUAUAUCAUCUCCGUCUUCCUCUUCAUUGUCCUUGUCAUUCCGGCUGCACUGGCACAAGACCUUGCAACAAUCCUGGUGGUCCGAUUUUUCGGCGCCAUAGCCGGUGCGGCACUUAUUACAAAUUCGCCGGGCAGCGUGACCGACAUUGUCACUGACGAGUAUCGUGCUCUAGCGUUUUCCUUAUGGAGCAUAGGUCCAAUGAAUGGCCCAGUCGUGGGCCCUCUCGUUGGAGGCUUCGUCUUUCAAUAUAUGGGCUGGAGAUGGACCAACUGGAUCGUCGCGAUAGCGGCAGCCCCGUCCUUUCUGAUGGUUCUUGUUACGAAAGAGACCUAUGGUCCCGCCAUCCUGCGGGCCAAAGCGGCCAAGAGGCGGAAGGAGACGGGGGAUGAAAGAUGGCACUCGCGCUACGACGAUCGUCAGAAGUUCUGGCCUAUGCUUCGCGAGAAUCUGGUUCGCCCAUUCUCGAUGGCUGUGAAAGAACCCAUCUGUAUCUUCUGGAACGUCUACAUCGCGCUUGUCUACGGCGUCAUGUACCUCUGCUUUGUCUCCUACCCCAUCGUCUUCGCCGAACUUCGAGGCUGGAGUUACGGCUUCACAGGUCUGGCUUACAUGGGGAUCGGAAUCGGUUGCAUGAUAACUAUCAGCAUGGAACCCCUCAUAAGGCGGAUGAUCAACUCGCACAAGCCCGAUCCUCAGACUGGCAAGCCGGCCCCGGAAUCCAUGAUUAGCGUCGUUUGCAUCGCUGCCAUCGCCGUCCCCCUGGGAGAGAUUGCGUUUGCUUGGACUUGCCCGCCCAACAUCCACUGGAUUUUCCCACUCCUUUCCGGCGUCCCAUUUGGAGCAGGCAACGGCGCCAUUUUCGUCUAUGCGUCCAACUAUCUCGUGCAUUCCUACGGAAUCUACGCUGCUUCUGCCCUUGCCGGAAAUGCCGUUCUCAGGAGCGCACUGGGAGGAACACUGCCACUGGCUGGCCCGAAAAUGUACGAAACCCUCGGGCCCCGGUGGUCGGGCACCAUGCUGGGCUUGCUGGAAGUCGCAAUGAUCCCCAUCCCAUUCGUUUUCUACAGGUACGGACACAAGAUCCGCGCUAGGUCCGACUUGAUUCGCCGCAUGCGCGAGGAUCAAGAGAAGCUUGAGACUAAGAAGAGGCGCGCGGCGGAGAGAGAGCAGAGGAUGCAAGAGAGGGAGCCUGUGGCUCGUGAAGAGAUUAUGGUCAGCAAGGAGAAGCUGGACGUCUGAGCUCCGUUUGUGGUUUGACGGCUUGCAAGUUUAAUCUUUGAAUUUUGGGUGCUGCAUUGGAUGGCGUUGAGUAUGUGAGUUCCGCACUCUGGAUUUGUCUCUUGUCUCUUCCGCUUUCGAUAUUUUAAUGCAUUAGAGCUUUUGUCGGUUAGGAUACCUUCGUGCUUCUGGAGUGUCGAAGUGAAUUUGCAUUCUUAAUUCAUUGUUUAGCUUGAACGUUGAUGAGCAGAGCAGCGUGGAAAUGAAUUUUGUUCGAGUUGCCAGGGAUGUCACAAAUUAUAAUAGUGGAAAUGGUGGACAUC